Dentiscutata heterogama is the source of this 428-nucleotide messenger RNA. The record is from the annotation of a GenBank genome assembly. NCBI's taxonomy places the organism in Eukaryota, Fungi, Glomeromycota, Glomeromycetes, Diversisporales, Gigasporaceae.
AUGAUGAAAUUAUUGAUUUGGCAGUUCGUGCUGAUCAAUCUCUUAGUAUAUCACAUGGUCGUGUUCAAAAACAUAAAAAUACACCAGUUAUUAGUCAGCAAAAUUCUAAUCCAUGGUUUAAAAAACGUCGAGCCAUUGAACCACCAGUUACUAUUACGAAUAUGUUAGAACAGGUUAAAGCUACAGUUUAUCUAAGCAUGUGCCAGUAUUGGGACGUUCUAAAGGAAAUUACUUUACUUUCGGCAUUGUUGGACCCCCGAUACAAAAAACUUAAGUUUGUUACAGAGACUCAACGUAAUAUGGCAGUUGAUAAGCUAAAUGAGCUAUAUCGAAUUGAACAAGCUAUUAUUAUAGAAGAAUCGAAUAAUAACUUAUAUAAUAAUUUAUCUAAGUUAUCACUUACGAAUGAACCACCAAAUGUUAAUUAA